CGACAAACAGUUUUCGAAAGUACGUGUACGCCCCGGAGCUGUUUCGGAGCUCCUCCUAGCAGUAGGUUCGGUAUUAUGAUCUGAGUUCUCCGAGCUUGAAUUUACCCUUCGUUUAUUUAAAAAGUGUACUCGGUGCAGGCUCAUUCGCGUUGGUUAAUUUAAAUUUCGAGCACUCGUGAUUACGGCUCCGCUCAGCACGCUCUGCACUUUGAGCAUAAUACCGAACGGUUUGUGUGAAAGGUAAACUAUUGUCAGGCUUAUGUCAAAUGUCAAAAUUUGAACGUGCAAAAACAUAAAUCUUCCCCUCCUACUUCUAGACGUUGUUUUAUGGUUUGGUUUGCGUUUUUUACCGACUUUGAUAGAAUAAUAAUAAUUUAUAUUUUAUAUUAUUGAGUGGUUGUUCUCAGUCGUUGAUAUUGCUAAAGCUAGGACACCCUUACCUGAAAUGGACCCUUCUCCAUCGAAUGAAGGAUGGAACUCUUACAAGGAACUAAAAACGAUGGUUUGGAAAUAUUUAAACCAAAAGCCAGAUUCCAAUCUACCUUUUAUGGAUUUCGAAAACGUUCUGUGCAAAUAUAAAGAAGAUUUUUUCGCCCUUUUAGAAUAUCCGCCUAAGAAUGCAAAGAAGCGGGAGGAUCUGGAGAAGAGGAUGACUGAUGCUGUUAAUGUCAGGGGCUUAGGAGAACAAGUCUUAUCUACACAGAUAUAUGAGGAAGCAAUUCUUUUGUCUGAUUUAUUUGAUCUCGAUGAGUUUAUAGCUCUCGACUUACUUUGUAAUGCACAGAUAUCAUCUCCCAGCUAUCCAGGAGAAUCAAGAGGUUUGAUAGCAAUUCUAUUAUAUUAUGAAGGAAGAAAAUCACUGGUUACUACUUUACUAUACUUAGUUCAGGCAAGAAAUGGAAACCUAUGGAGUGUUUGUGAUCAACCCGACAUAACUAGACUUGUAACAGAAUAUACAGAUCAACUCAUGGAUGCAGGCCUUUUUAAUAAAAUUUUUCAUCUUUUGAGAACAUUAGAUUUCUCUACAGAGAUUGAAAAACUUCAAGAAAAUAAGGCACUAGGUGGCCCAAAGCACAGAGAUCAAGUAGUGAAUGUAUUUAAUUCCAUAAGAUAUACAUUGGCAGAUGUCGUAUUUUCAUGGGCAGCCCAGAGCGGUCUUCCAAAAGAGGUCACAUUUGAGCUCCUUUGUUAUCUUAGAGAGAUCAAGCUAGAACAAAAGUCUUCAGGUAUUAUGGAUGAAGUGACUCUUCUUCUUCAGUUGAGUUUCUUGGCUGCUUUAGAUUUAAGUUUGUUCAUUCCGAAGGAAGGCGAAAAAGUAGCAAUGACAUCUCCAAUUUUAUCUGAUGAAAGUUUUAUUCCAAGGAUUGCUUUUGAAUUUUUGACGCCAAGACAUUGGGGUUGUGCAGGCAUACACGCUUUAUGUGGGCUUGGAAUAGCAGUAUGCUUAGCGUACAUUAGAAUGACACCACAAAGUUCUACUUAUCAAGAAUUUAUCGACCAAGAAGAUGAUAUAGUAGAUUCUGCGAUUGAACAUGAUGUAUUUGGUUUCAUAGACAAUGUUCUACUUGAAAACCAGAGACUAUACAAGGAACCAUUUUUAUACAACACACUGCACAAUUUUCUAACAGAUUUUAUUAUAUUCAUGUUUCCAAAAGUAAAAGAAUUAAGAAUGAAGUCAAAUGAGGUUUCUAGAACUUUGUUACUUUAUACUAGGGAAGGAUUGCAACCUCCAGAUAAUUUGCCAAGGCAUUUUGAGUCCCUAUUAUUAUCGAUCGGAAAGUUUUACUCAAAAAACAAAUUUGGUGAAAAUUAUAACUUAGUUUGGUGGAAUCCGAUGGAAAUAUAUCUUGAUCGCAAUAAAAAAAACAAAUCUUUACCUUCAAACAAAUCUGUAACGCUAUUUAAAUUUAUAAAGAUGGCCGGUGAUAAUCUACCAUCCACCCUAUUUGUUCCUUUCUUAACCAUGCUUAACGGCUUAUCAAGUUCAAAAGAGACUGCUAAAUUCUGUUUUGACAUGUUAAAGCAAGCAGGUGUUCACUUUCCUGGCACCAUAAGUUGGGAUCACUUUUUUCAGUGCUUUAGUCAGUACUAUAUCAAACUAAAGCAUGAUUCGCCAGCACAAAUGGAUACAGUCUAUAGAAUAAAACCUAUCCAUAAAUCAGUUAAUCCUGAGGAGUUAGAAGGACUUCUAGCAGUUCUUUCACUGUUGCGAACAAUAGCUAGUCAGGACGACGAUUUACGUGCUACUUUUAGUAAACAUCCUAACUGGGCUUCUUUACCAAUUUUAUUAGGUCUCGUGAGUUGUCAUAUUCCCCUAACCUUGAAGGCUGAUAUAUUGAAAACUUUGAGUAUCUUUUCAAAAUCACUAGAAACUGCUAAGGAAAUGUGGGAUAACUUGGAGGCCUCGCAGAUUUUAGUUACAGUGCCUACAACAUCUUUAUAUGCACCUAGGGGAAUUGAGACUGAAUUGGAUGAAGUAGAAUCGAAAAUGGGCGAGUAUCCAUUAACUAAAGCGAUUUUGGAAUUACUGAAUACUUUAAUCAGCUAUGGUAUUCCUAAAAUAUUAGGUGCUGGCACAAGAAAACCAGGCUUUGAUCCCUACUUAUCAUUUAUUCUUAACUCAGUAUUUUUGAAAUACAAUUAUAGAGGCUACAAGACUGGUUUAGAAAAGUGGGAUGUUGCAAGAAUGUGCCUGAAAUUGUUUGUAACCAUGUUGAAGCAGUAUGAUCCUCAGGCUUCCGAUUUCCCUUCAACCACAAGGCGUGAUAAUUUGGACAGUCCUCCAGGUUAUCAUCUCUCUGUGCAACUGAAUAACAAAUCAGAAACUCUACAGGCAAUCUUAGAUAUUAUUGAUGAAGGCAUUGGAUUCUUCGAGACAUAUGUUUCCAUGCCAUUCCAUGGGAGAGAGAUGGUAGAGGAAUGCACUCUAUUAUGUCUUCAUAUUUUAUCUAGAAGUUUGGCAUUGCAAGUUAAAUUUUUCCAUAUCCUAUCCACAACAUCUGCCAAUAUUAUCUUGACAGGAGUCAAUAAGCUUUUAUUGUCACUUAAUAGAAAAUCAGGGAAACCAGACCAUUGUCUCAAUAUUGCUGAAUAUGUCAGCUAUCAACUUUAUUUACCUAACCACUCUCAUUGUGCUGUUAAAAUUAUCAGACAAUUAACAUCUAAUGUUGGUCUUCACAGCCAGUUAAUGGUUAUAUUGAGUUGCUCAGAAAAAAAGCAAAAAAUAAGAAACGGAUUUGUUCAAUGUUUGGAUGUCUAUCAUGAUGACCAACAAGAUAUUACUAAAACAGAAAUAUUGAAGUUAUUAAAACAAUGUCUGCCCUACAAAGCGCCAAACCUCACACAUUUUUUAAUGGGAUUUGAUGUAGAGCAUGGUGUUUCUACAACCGAAUUCCAAUAUCCUGGCGUAAUGGAUUUCCCAAGGACUUGUUUCCAUUCCAUUUUAUCCAUUCUUGAUACAAAUAUUUCUAAAGCAUCUGAAUCAGUGAAUGAAGAUCUUUUGGAAUCUGCUUAUCAUUUCCUCUACCUUCUGGCUGCCAACCCGAAGACAAGCGGUCCUGUUUUAAGUUUUGUUAGGAACGACAAACAGUUUUUCCCGCUUCAUUUGAAAAAUUGCCGACAACCUGAGGACAUGAAUCCAACUCGUCUAUAUCAAAUAUCCUGGCUAUUGAAAACGUUGGCAAUUGAAUUAAAAGUAACAAGCACUCUAAAACAAGUUAGUUAUAUCAAAGAACUCACCACCUUCCUAGCCAACAUGCCAGCAACCGAUGAGAAUGAGAAAAGAGAUAAUUUCUUUUUAAAUCAAAAUUUACCAUUUGAAUUAAAAGACUUAGGAGGUAUACCGUCGCCUAUCGGCGCAAGCCCGUCUGGUGGGACUCCAAAAGCCCGUAAACUGCAUGCUUACAAAAUGAAGAAAAACGUAGACGCUUUGGAGAGAGCUCGGACUUCAAUUAUCGAGUAUGCAGACGCCUGGAAGCAAGUUGUUGGAGUACUUGUCAGCUUUGUCCCAAUAGAAAUUCUUGGUUUGAGUGACCAGCAAGUAUUUAGCACUACCAUUUUGGUAAAUGUUCUCAGAAAAGUGACUGAAAACGAAUUACUUCCUGAAGUCGAUAGACUUUUGUCUGGAUGCGUUUUACUCAUUAUGGAUAAUAUAAAGAGGCACUAUUUGAAAGAUAAAAAGUUCGUUAACGUCUUGUCUCACAACGUUGGUUCUCCCAAAAAAAUUCUGGAAUCGUUGAUAUUCUGGAUCAUGAAUUCAAAGGCAUCAAAUGUGGCACUCAGAAUCAAUAUUUACGCUGCUUUAGUGGCGCUCUUAGAAUUUGGUAGCAUGCAACGUGAUAAAGAAGCUCUUGGCAGUGACAGCUUCUACUUGAGCCCGUUGGAUAGAUUAAAACAUAGUUUUGAGCCUAAAGGCAGGCUGCUCAAUUUACAUCCCAAAGAUUUCGAUCAUCUUGGAGAAAACUUAUUGGAAGUAAUAAGUCUCGACUGUAUAGGAGGUCACGAAGUCUGCAAAAUUCUUGCAAUGUCCAGUUUUACUAGCCUUAUGAGUCAAACUGGCAAUUUUAUCUGGUUAUUUUUUUUCUCUGGGCGAGGCUAUUUAAAGCAUAUAAUUCAGAGCAUUGCAGACAGUGAUUUAGAGCUUCUGCGCCAUCUUGACCCUGCUACUGAAGAUAUCAAAGCACUCUACGUUUAUAUGGGCAGAAUUUUACUACUUAUCCGAUUUGCUGGCAAUAAAUAUGGCUCCGAAUUAAUUCUGGAGCACGAUUUAUUAGCUGCUUUGAGUGAAAUGAAAGUUUAUGAACGUCAUCCGGAGGUUUGCAAGCAGUUUGCCGUUGACGAUACUGUGGACGAUCCUUUGGAAUGUCUUAGUGAGAAGUACCUGCAAAUAUUUAUACCUGUAUUGCAUAUCUGCAACGCUAUUCUUACCUCUCUUGGCACAGAAAACCAAUCUGCUGUGAUACAAAUAUUGAAUUUUUUGAUAAUCCGCCUGGAUGUUGUGGAAUUUAUAUUGAGGUCUGGUGAUACUGAUUUGUCACUAUCUCACCUCAAAGAACUUUCUCUUCUUACUUUUGUGAUAGCCCGAACUGCCAACAAUGAUUUCGUUAAUAUCAUUGAAAAUCCCAUCUUUGUGGCUGAUAACAAGUCACAAUUGUAUCGUAUUCAACGACUCAUGUUGAAUUUGAUUCCCAAAUUUAUUUUAUCUGAAGAUACAGUUAGGAGACUAUUGGCGAACACCAAUGAGAUAGAAGGAAACAAGUUCCAAUCAUCAGAACGGCUGCUACAUUCGAUGCAGAUAGCAUCAAAUCUACUUUGGUACGUUCACAAUUGUAUUGCAAAUAACGAUAUUGAACAUGGAGGAGUUGGGGCUCUUUUCCAUCCUAGCCUGCCUGAUCCCAUACUGCAUAGUUCUCUCCACAGCAAAAGUACUGGAGGUUCCUUCCAUAAUAGAAGUAAUAGAGGUUUAAGCGAGGAAAAGAUCAGCCUAGGUUGGAUUAUAGAACAUUUGAUAGAUACAGUUACUUAUCAGCGUCGAGAAAGGGCAACAUUCCAUUCCAUUAAAAGAAAAAUCAUGGAAAUUCCAAAUAUGAGUUCGGGAGAACUAGGAGAAUAUAUCGGUGACCAUAUGAAUCUGCUUGACCAUCAAAUUAAACAGGAAAGAGCUCACAAAGUUUUGCGAGAAGGUCUUAGAAAAAAGACAAGAGAAAUGGAACACUGCGCUUUUAUUAUUGAGAAUUCUGUAUAUAUAAUAUGGAUUCAUUUACAUCAUUUCAUGGAACACGCUACCCCUCGUGCAAGACAUAGUCUCAUAUCAAAUUUGGAUGGAACGACCUCAACUUCAGCAAAUUUGAGUUUGGAAACUUCUGCAGAAAAUAUAACCAGUCUCAAGCAACGAUUAGUUUCAGUAUUUAGUGAUAGUUUCAGCAAACAACUUCUGGAGACUAAUCAGGGCCAAUCAAUAACAGAUCAAGAGUUCCUGAAAGUGUUAAUUCACCAGAUCAAAACAUUAUUGCAGUUUGCUUAGUUUGUUAGUAAUCUUUGUUUUAAAUAUAGUUCUUAAAAUUCAGGAAACGAAAUCUUUUAACUACAAAGUAACAUUUUAAUAAUAAUUUAGGCUAUAUUGUUAUGGAUCAAUUAACAGCUUGGUUUUUGGAUUUAAAUUGGUUAUCGUUUUCCAUUAUUUGUUAGUGAUCUAGCAAUUUAUCAAAUAUUCUAUUACAUGUAAGAUGAUUUUUGUUCUCUAGAGUAAAUCUAUGCGCUUCAUAUUAUGUAUGUAGUUCAAGUUUUGUAAUAUAAUAUUAGUGUUGUUUUAAAGGAAUUCAUUUUAACUUCUAGACAGGGUGUCUGGAAAUAAAUGCAACAAAAUUUGUUCAAAGAUUCGUCAAAAAAAAAAAUGGGUGAUUCCUUUUUUUUUUAAUGGUAAAGGCCCCUCCCUUCCGGAGUUACAGCCCCCUAAAAUUCGACCCUAAGAAUAGUAUUUUUUUUCAUUUCUCAGAAUCCAGUUGUACGAGAGCUACUAGGAUUGAUAUAGUGUAUCUAUUCUCAAUUGAACCACCACAAAAAAUAAAUCUCCAUUAACAGUCGGCGUUUUCUUUAUGAAGCAUAGGCGGCGAGGUUUCCAAAAAUGUUUCAUAAUAAAUAAUAAAUCAAUAUAAUUUGGGUAUUAUUCUAUGUAAAAUUUAAUUUAUAUUUAUUAUUUAUUUGAGAUAUUUUGGAAUACACAUGCCCCAGUGCCGUUUAGGAGCUAUUUUUUUAAAAAUGUAAACAAUUAUUUCAUAAAAAUAUACACGCGUAUAAACCUGCCUCCGCCUCUAACUAAAAAAAACAAACUACGUCGCAUCGCCCAGGCAAAUAAACAUGAAGAAAUCUUUUCGAAAUUUCGUUCCGACAACCGGUAUUUCAUUUUGCCGAUUGUAGUUUUUAGUAGGGAAUAUUCAAAACAUUUAUAUAGGUUUUUUGAGUAUUUAUUCACACCAAAGGUGCCUAAUAUUUGAUCGUACCUUAUACAUAGCUUGAAAAUAAAGUGGUUCAAUUUAGAAUAGAUAAACUAUACCUACACAGUUUUAGGCGCAGGAGCCCUUUAGGACAUUGGGGCCCCCUGUCUUUGGAGCCUCAAAACUUUGAUUGCGUAUUCAAAUUUAAAAAAAAAAUACUAUUCUAUUAGAAGGUCCAUUCAAUCAGAAAUCCUAUCCUUUUAUUUCUUGAAUUUUUUUCGUUAAACACUUUGUUUUCGAGAAAAAUGGCGAUAUGUGAUAUGAGAAUUCUGGUGCAUUUAUUUCUGGACACCCUAUAUGAGAUCAGAGACAUUUGUGAAAACCGUAAACUGUCAAUAUCAGUGCCUUGAACCUUCUUCUGUAUAACUCCUUGAACCCCAGCAAAUUUAUUACACGCUUCUGAGCUACAGAGACUGAUUGCACAGAUGCAUUGUUGUUUUCCGAAAAUUAAUGCCAUAUUAUAUACCAAGCCAGUCAAGGUUUGCAUAGUAUGAUGCUUUGUUAUCACUUUCACUCACAUCCUUAGGGCAUAGCAAACUCCAUUUCAUUGGUUUUCAUAGACUUCCAGUGAGGGUUAACCAUUUUAACAAUUUGUCGUUUAUAAUUCCCAGAAAUGUUGUGCUUUUGAUAGUGGCAAUGGCUGCGUUCACCCAAUACAAACUUUGGCAAACGGUUUACGUUGUUUCUGCUGAACGGCCGGUUUGUAAGCGGGUGAUUUUAACAUGUUCCGUAAGCCUUCGUCAUUUUUGAGAGCAUACUUCCGCGAGCGCUUGCUGUGGUAAACGGGUUUUGAUAAACAAACAACAUAGCUUGGGCCUGACAUAUACGUCACGUGAGAGAACUAUCUGCUUCAUAAACGUUUAUCUUUUGAGCAUAAACAUGUUGACGGUCAUUUGAUUCCGGUGAACGCUGCCAGUGUCUUGAUUGUUUAUAAUCCAUGAAGAUGAUCCUUUCUUCAAACAAGAAGUAAACGACGAUUGGUUUGCUCUCAUUUAAAACCAAGUUAUUCGUGAAGAACCAGUCUUGGGGCCCGUGGAGAACCAGUCUGGAACCACCAGAUAACUCAUCCACAAAGUUAAUAACUUUAAAGUCUUCCAGUCCGCCGGUCACAGAGCUUAGCUCAUUUAUAAUUUUUAACAGAAGUAAGGGCCCCAAAAAGCUGCCCUGGGGAACUCUGUACAAGCAAAUCCAAAACAUUUCUGAGGAUUCCAUGCUUUUGCAAUUUUUUUGAAUAGGCAUAGUCCCUAUUUAGGCAAUCGAAUGUUUUCGAUACAUCUAAAAAUAACCAUGCAGCAGAAGAAGUAUGCUGCAGGGAUAUUUAUAGAAUAAUUCUUCCAAAAAUCUGAUGAUACAACAAUAGCUAAUUCGGAGAUUUUUGAAAAGCUGGUCAAUAGGCUCACUACUUUUUUUUCUUUUAAUUCAUUAGGAAAGCAUCUAAAUUUCUAGGAGUUGUUUACGACAUAGCAUAGGUCAAGAUUUUAUUUUAUUUUUUAAAUUUUAAUUAAAAAAAAAUAUUAAUUUUGCAAAUGAGGCCCAAAAAUUGUUAAAAUUAACUUAGUUCCCAUCUUCAUUGGUUUUCCUGAGUGGAUGCAGCCAUUUUUUUGUACUAAGUUAGUUGAUAGGUUAAGUUUUAGCUUCUUUUUUAUAUUAUUGUCAGCUCAUAUUUUGUUUGUAUGCAGUGCAAUAUCGUUAAUCUGAACACUUAAUCGUGGUCCUUCUUCGGAUUAAAAAAUAUACAAUAAAACACAUCUGUAAAUACAUUAUCUGAUUUGAUUUGAGAUCUAUGUAUAUUGAUUUUUAUAAAUACUAUCUCCCAUCACGAUUUGCGUUCGGAUUAGCGUGCAUGGGUUCAGAUUACUGAGGCUGCACUGUACUUGUAUUAUCAUUUAUUUAUUAUAAUGUAUUUAAGUUUUUUGAUAAUAAGAAAGAAUAAAUUAUUCAUGAAUCCAA
Ceutorhynchus assimilis (cabbage seed weevil) is the source of this 8942-nucleotide messenger RNA. The record is from the annotation of a GenBank genome assembly. NCBI's taxonomy places the organism in Eukaryota, Metazoa, Arthropoda, Insecta, Coleoptera, Curculionidae.